CAUACUUUCCAUACUUACAGUAAUGAAAAUUGUUGCCGCCAUCUCAUUCGCUAUCGCAGUCUUGACCACAUGUACAGUGGUCGAGACUGCUCCUGCUUCGGGAUCUCAAUCGGAUGGGCUUCAACAUCAUGGCCUUCGUGUUCCCCUUGUCAAAAGACCGAACCACAAGCGAGACUUUCGAGCAGCCAUGGCCAAAAUCAGCCACCGCUAUCCUGAGCUCAACCUGAACCUUGGACCAUACGACCACGUUCCCAAUCUUUUGAGCCCUCGUUCACCUCAUAAAAAAGAUCUUGGUCGUGCUUCCGUAAUGAAUCAUGGUCUUGAUAUUCAGUAUUAUGGUCCGGUUAACAUCGGUACUCCGCCUCAAACAGUGAACCUGGUCUUUGACACUGGCUCUGCCGAUAUUUGGUUCCCCUCAGCAGAAUGUGAAAUGGUAGGCUGCAAAGCUCAUCGUCGCUUCGACGCCACCAAAUCAAGUACUUUCCAAAAGGAUGGUCGUCCAUGGACGAUCCGAUAUGGUGAAGGUUCAAGCGCGAGUGGGAUUCUUGGUCAGGACGUAGUUGAAGUUGGAGGCGUCAAAGUUCAUCAAACAAUUGGCCUUGCUCUCAAUGAAUCCAUUACAUUUGCACAAGCCCCAGAAGACGGUAUCUUUGGCUUGGCCUUCAAUAGUAAACAAACCGUCAAGGGCGUCAAGACCUUCAUGGACAAUGCUAUCGCAUCCAAAGCCAUCACAAGGCCCAUCUUCUCAGUCUAUUUACCCUCUAUUCGCAUGAACGGUGGUGAAGGUGGUUAUUAUCUCUUUGGUGCCAUUGAUCAUAAUCGAUACAAGGGUCGUCUCACCUCUGUCCCCGUGACGAAACAAGGUUACUGGCAAGUUCAUGUCUCGGACUUGAAAUUCGAAGGCCAGUCUUUAGCUCAAGCUUCAGAAGCAAUCGUGGACACAGGCUCAACCCUCCUGCUCGUCAGUGACGCUGCUUCAGAGGCAAUCCAUAAGAAUAUUAAGGGUGCUUUCUACUCGAAAGAUGAGUUUGCUUGGGUUGUCCCAUGCUCAUUAGCUAGCUCGACUCAAAACAUCUAUCUCACCCUUGCUGGCAAGGACUUUCAUGUUCCUGUGGCUGAUCUCGCCUGGGAGCCCACCAAGGAAGGAAGCUCUCUCUGCUAUUCAGGAGUCCAGGGUGGUCUAGAGGGCCUCUGGGUUUUGGGCGACGUCUUUAUCAAAAACAACUACUGCGUCUUUGAUCUCUCUGACAAGCCUUCUAUUGGCAUUGCACCCAUCCGGUACUAAGCCAAAACCACACACUCCCUUUCCUUACAUCCCAAUCCUCAAUUUAGAUACCCAUUUUAUUACUCAUUUUAAUACAUAUGUACAUAGAUUAUAUUCAUAAAUUCAACUCGC
This is a messenger RNA of Lobosporangium transversale, 1396 nucleotides long. RefSeq names its product aspartic peptidase domain-containing protein. NCBI's taxonomy places the organism in Eukaryota, Fungi, Mortierellomycota, Mortierellomycetes, Mortierellales, Mortierellaceae. The coding region runs from base 23 to 1285 and encodes 420 amino acids. Gene Ontology annotation, molecular function: aspartic-type endopeptidase activity. The transcript is spliced from 3 exons. The record is from RefSeq and is a predicted model, not a curated record. Gene Ontology annotation, biological process: proteolysis.